UUUCACAGGAACUGUAUAUUACACAACACCGGAUACGGCGUGGGGGGAGGUUUGUAAAUCGUUGCAAGUAGUUUUUUGGGGUUCAGUUUCUCUUCAUAUGUCCAGCAAUAACAUUAACAGCUGUUAUAAGUCUAUUUGUCUUGGUUAGAAUGGGCGUUUUGUUAUUAUAAGCACAGCAAUGGAGGAAGUGGUUUAAUAAGGUUUAAUAACCCACAGCACGGUUCAUUCUCAGUAGCUCAAGCUUCUCCUGGUCUUACCGGGCGGAUUCAACUUGCGCAGUUUGUCGCUGGACAUGGCAGGCGGGUUGAAAGCGGGAUUCGUUCGUCUCAUGCAAUAUUUGCAGGACCCUCAGCACGUCGCGCGCUUCCAACGGCUGUGCGGGGUGUGCGGGACCGAACCGCGUGACAUACUCUGUAACGGGGUGCCAAGCACUCGCCACGGGGAUGUUCAGAACGGAGAAGGGGAUGCCACCCGCCGUAGGACAGCAGGAGUAGAGAGCGACAGGGAGAAACGCAAUAACAGCGUGGCGAACGGGGCUGCGGGAGAAAACGUCAACAGGCAGGCGCGGGAUAAAGACGGGGUCGAGGCUCAAGAAUCCGCGGUAAAGCCGUUGCGCAGAAACUCUCUCACCGGAGACGUCGGGCAGGAGUUCAAAAUCGACAAUAAGUUUCUUUACUACCUGUUCACGCUUGGUACCGAGCUUGGGAACGAGCUGUUCUACAUUUCAUUCUUCCCGUUCUUCAUGUGGAACGUGGACGCGUAUGUGAGCCGCCGGUUAGUCGUCGUCUGGGUGUGGGUCAUGUAUCUCGGCCAGUGCACGAAAGAUGUGAUCCGCUGGCCGAGACCUGCCUCGCCCCCGGUGGUCAAGGUGGAGAUGUUUUACAACUCGGAGUACAGCAUGCCCUCCACGCAUGCCAUGUCCGGUACCGCCAUACCCUUGAGCCUGUUCCUGCUGACCUACGGUCGAUGGGAGUAUCCUCUGCUGCUGGGUCUCUCUCUAGCCAUCAGCUGGUGUGUCCUGGUGUGUUUGAGCCGCAUAUACAUGGGCAUGCACUCCAUACUGGACAUUAUUGCUGGUUUUCUGUAUAGUUUGCUGAUCCUGGUGGUCUUCAGUCCUGCUCUGGACAUCAUCGACACCUUUAACCGCUCACAUCCCUACGCCCCGCUCAUCAUCAUCUCACUUCACGUAGGACUAGGCCUCUUCUCCUUCACCUUGGACACCUGGAGCACCUCACGCGGCGACACUGCCCAAAUCCUGGGCUCUGGCGCAGGGAUCGCCUUGGCAUCCCACAUCAACUACCACCUGGGCCUUUUGCCAGACCCACCUGCAUCCAUGUUUCCUCUUCAACCUCCAUCUUUCACCCUCAGCCUGAUCGGACUCUGUCUACUCCGCUUUCUCCUCGGUGUCAUCAUUCUCCUGGCUACCAGAGCCAUAAUGAAGGCUCUCACCAUCCCGCUCGUCUGCUGGCUCUUUGGGAUUCCCAGCGGCGACGUCCGGAAGGCCAGGCAGCACAUGGAGGUGGAGCUGCCGUAUCGUUAUAUCGUCUAUGGAACCGUGGGGUUAAAUGCGCAUUUUCUUGUGCCUUUCCUGUUUGCCCGUGUGGGCCUGUUGUGAUUAGGUGGAAGAAACACCUAUUCUUUUAGCCAAUAAGAGCCCAGUUGGACUGCAGAGGCAACUCUCUUCGAAUCAGUGAUUGGAUGGAACUAAUGCCGAUCAUGUAACUGACACUGUGCUACACCUUCCAGAUGCUCCUUGAAUGCAUUUUCCACCAGUUAUACUGUAGUUUUAUCAGAUUUUCUAUUCAAAACACCUAUUUGAUGUUGAUCCAGAGAUUAUUGCCCUUUUCUAUGCAGUUUGCAUUGCAUGUAGUACAGUAAGUAGCAUAUCUAUCAGAUUCUAUUCUUAUCUAAAAUCCUAUGUUUUUUUGCAAGCAAUACAGCAUUUUUGCUAAUUCUCAAAUUUUAUAGGACUUAUGAGUAAUCUUUUGGCAAGUUUUGUUCAUGCCACAGUAGGUGGACUUAAACUCUUGCAUCAAGAGUUGAUUGAAAUCUCUCUUGCGAAGAUGUGACUCAUGCAAAUUAGCGUGCAAAAUCUCUGCGACGCUUACGAAUUGGCUGGAACUGAUGCCAGCAAUUUAUAUUUCUUUUGUUUGCGAGAUUUGAAUCUGAAAUCUCAAAUGUUAAUAGAAAUGGUCAGUGUUGGGAGCAGCGCUGAUCUUUGUGGUAAUUUUUGUUGCAGUUGAUUGAGAGGUUUAGUUUUUGAUCUAAAGAAGGUUGGACUAUUCUCCAAAGACUUAUAGAAGCCUUAAACGGAUAGUUCAUACAAAACGACAGUUCUGUCAUUUUACUCACCCUCAAUAUUUGACCUGUGGUGCAGAAGAAAAUAUUUUGAGAAAUGUCUUCUUGUGCAUAUAAUAGAAGUCAAUGGGCUCUAAUGUUAUUUGGUUCUCAAUGUUUCCAACAGAGAAAGUAAGUCACACAGGUUUGGAAUAACAAUGCUGACAGAAUGUACAUGUCAGGGAGACUGGCUCGUAAUCAGAAUUUUAUUAGAUCUUUAAUCUCAGUCUGCUUUUAUUCCCUGUACGUUGUUAUGGUACUAUAUGUGUGUGUAAAUAUGUGCGGCAUUAUUGAUCGCAAAGAAAAGCGGCACUAGACUAAUAAAGGUUUUCUCUACUAGCAUUUAGCGGUGUGCUUUCAGUCAGGUUGAAACACAAGGUUUGCCACUAAGCCUAUGAAUAAUUCUGCCUUCUGAUAGUCAAGGUUGUGUUUGAUGUAUAGUUAAGAUGAAUAUGUGGUACUGAUUUAAAUGCACUGUUUCCAGAUUGCACUGCUCUGCUGCCUGCUGUUGUGUGUGUUGCUGCGAUGGCCUUAUAAUAGGUCAGGCUUGCAUGACUGCUGUGUGCGUGCGUUUAUACUCUUCCUGUGGCCUUGUGUGUCUUUGUGCACAUUUAAGUUCCUAUUUUUGCUGAAAGAGAAGCUGGUUUCCCAACUCCUCACUUCUGUAAACAGGAUUUUUUUUUCUCUCUGAAUGAUGAGAAAACCAGCUAUUCUUCUCAGUGCAGAGCAAUGCUGACCUCUGACCCUUCACCUAGAACAGGGGUAGGCAAGUUCGGUCCUAGAGAGCUGCAGUCCUGCAGAGUUCAGCUCCAACCCUAA
This is a messenger RNA of Sinocyclocheilus anshuiensis, 3156 nucleotides long. It is a transcript of the gene sgpp1b, whose product is annotated as sphingosine-1-phosphate phosphatase 1b. Gene Ontology annotation, molecular function: sphingosine-1-phosphate phosphatase activity. Gene Ontology annotation, cellular component: endoplasmic reticulum membrane. The record is from RefSeq and is a predicted model, not a curated record. Lineage: Eukaryota; Metazoa; Chordata; Actinopteri; Cypriniformes; Cyprinidae. The transcript is spliced from 3 exons. The coding region runs from base 293 to 1615 and encodes 440 amino acids. Gene Ontology annotation, biological process: sphingosine metabolic process.